This is a messenger RNA of Effrenium voratum, 8886 nucleotides long. The record is from the annotation of a GenBank genome assembly. NCBI's taxonomy places the organism in Eukaryota, Dinophyceae, Suessiales, Symbiodiniaceae.
AUGCUGGCCACCAUGGGCUACAUCACACCAGAGAUUGCCGGCAAGUGGCCUGGCUAUUUGGACCCUACCACUGGUCUGAAGUUCUCCGACGUGCCCAACGGGCUUGCAGCGAUCUCCAAGGUGCCAGCAGGCGGCUGGACCCAGAUCCUCCUGUGGAUGAGCUGGUGCGAGGUCAGCCGAGGAGCCGGAUCUGACAUUGCCAGCGGCCGCCCAGGUGAUUUCGGCUUCUAUGUGUUGACCUCUGCUGAUCCUGAGCAGAAGAAAAAGAAACUUGCCGCGGAACUUGCCAACGGAAGGCUUGCAAUGAUGGCCAUCAUUGGCAUGUUCUACCAGGACGGCUUGACAGGCUCUGCCUGGGGGGAUUGGGCCAACUACACCGAUUCUCCUCUCCGAGCAUUCGAGAGCGAGACAGGCGUGCAACCGCCAGUGGGUUUUUGGGAUCCUCUUGGCCUGUCGGCGAGCGGAAACAUGUCAGACUUCAAGCGUCGGCGUGAAGUCGAGCUGAAGCACGGCCGUGUGGCCAUGUUUGCAACGAUUGGUUACAUUCUCCCGGAGUACUGGCGCUUCCCGGGCUAUCUUUCCAAAUUCCUGGAUGUCAAGUUCGCCGACGUCCCCAACGGACUGAGCGCUUUCUCCAAAGUUCCUGCCCUGGGCUGGCUGCAGAUUGUGGGCUUCGCUGGUCUCAUUGAGAUCAACGUUUACAACGAGCAGGUGAACGACGAGCCGGGAAAUUAUGGCGCUGGUUUCCUCGGCUUGAGGUCAGUUGGCAUCAUGAACACUGGCAUCACUGACGCAGAACUGAGAAAGAAGAAGCUCAAUGCCGAACUGGCCAACGGCCGUCUCGCCAUGAUGGCAAUCAUCGGCAUGUUCUUCCAGGACGGCCUCACGGGCUCUGCCUGGGGUGAUUGGGCCAACUACACUGCCUCGCCUCUCCGGGCCUUUGAAGGCGAGCUGGGCGUGCAGCCUCCUGUGGGCUUUUGGGACCCCUUGGGCCUGUCUGCGGAUGGCGACGUGGAGGUGUUCAAGCGCCGCCGCGAGACCGAGCUGAAGCAUGGCAGGAUCUCCAUGUACGCUUGCAUGGGUUACAUUGUCCCGGAGUACUUCAAGUUCCCGGGAGAGCUCUCCCCAAAGAUGGGCCUGAAGUUUGCGGACAUCCCCAACGGACUCGCUGCCCUCACCAAGGUGCCGGGGCAGGGCUGGGCGCAGAUUGUGGCCUUCCUGGGCACAUAUGAGCUCUUCGUCAACGGCAAGGCUGUCGGCGAUGAGCCGGGCAACUAUGGCAAGGGCAACCUUGGCUUGGGCUUCCUUGGGCCUGUCACGAACCCGGAUGCACGCAAGAAGAAGCUUUCGGCCGAGCUGGCAAACGGCCGCCUGGCCAUGAUGGCCAUCAUUGGCAUGUUCUUCCAAGACGGCCUUACCGGUUCCGCCUGGGGAGACUGGGCGCUGUACACCGACUCUCCUCUGCGCAGCGGUGUCAAGAGCCCUGGCUACAACACCCUGCCGGAGUUCGAGAAGCCUAAGAACGGCUUCGAGGGUCUGGUGGGCGACCAGGCGCCAGUCGGCUUCUGGGACCCCCUGGGUCUGUCCAAGGACAAGGACGUGGAGGUCUUCAAGAGGCGUCGCGAGACGGAGAUCAAGCACGGACGAGUCGCCAUGUUUGCGACCAUGGGCUACAUCGCUCCUGAGUACUACAAGUUUGAUGGCUACCUGUCCCCAUCCAUGAACCUUAAGUUCACUGAUGUGCCCAACGGUCUGAAGGCGCUCUCCGUGGUGCCCAAGGAGGGCUGGGCUCAGAUGGUUGCGUUCGCCGGCUUCUUGGAGUUGGUCGUGAACAAGAAGACCUCCGAGCCAGGCAACUACGGCAAGGGCAACCUUGGCCUCGGCAACGUUGGCUUCGGCAGCUCCGUCCAGAACCCUGAGCUCAGGACCAAGAAACUGAAUGCCGAGCUUGCCAACGGACGCCUGGCCAUGAUGGCCAUCAUUGGCAUGUUCUUCCAGGACGGCCUCACCGGCUCUGCCUGGGGAGACUGGGCCAACUACACUGACUCGCCCCUCCGAGCCUUCGAGGGUGAGCUGGGCGUGCAGCCUCCUGUGGGCUUUUGGGACCCCUUGGGCCUGUCUGCGGAUGGCGACGUGGAGGUGUUCAAGCGCCGCCGCGAGACCGAGCUGAAGCAUGGCAGGAUCUCCAUGUACGCUUGCAUGGGUUACAUUGUCCCGGAGUACUUCAAGUUCCCGGGAGAGCUCUCCCCAAAGAUGGGCCUGAAGUUUGCGGACAUCCCCAACGGACUCGCUGCCCUCACCAAGGUGCCGGGGCAGGGCUGGGCGCAGAUUGUGGCCUUCCUGGGCACAUAUGAGCUCUUCGUCAACGGCAAGGCUGUCGGCGAUGAGCCGGGCAACUAUGGCAAGGGCAACCUUGGCUUGGGCUUCCUUGGGCCUGUCACGAACCCGGAUGCACGCAAGAAGAAGCUUUCGGCCGAGCUGGCAAACGGCCGCCUGGCCAUGAUGGCCAUCAUUGGCAUGUUCUUCCAAGACGGCCUUACCGGUUCCGCCUGGGGAGACUGGGCGCUGUACACCGACUCUCCUCUGCGCAGCGGUGUCAAGAGCCCUGGCUACAACACCCUGCCGGAGUUCGAGAAGCCUAAGAACGGCUUCGAGGGUCUGGUGGGCGACCAGGCGCCUGUCGGCUUCUGGGACCCCUUGGGUCUGUCCAAGGACAAGGACGUGGAGGUCUUCAAGAGGCGUCGCGAGACGGAGAUCAAGCACGGACGAGUCGCCAUGUUUGCGACCAUGGGCUACAUCGCUCCUGAGUACUACAAGUUUGAUGGCUACCUGUCCCCAUCCAUGAACCUUAAGUUCACUGAUGUGCCCAACGGUCUGAAGGCGCUCUCCGUGGUGCCCAAGGAGGGCUGGGCUCAGAUGGUUGCGUUCGCCGGCUUCUUGGAGUUGGUCGUGAACAAGAAGACCUCCGAGCCAGGCAACUACGGCAAGGGCAACCUUGGCCUCGGCAACGUUGGCUUCGGCAGCUCCGUCCAGAACCCUGAGCUCAGGAUGGCUUCCAAGAAGAGCGCAGCCCUCACGGUCGGCUUGGCAGGAGCCGCGGCCGGAAGCGCCUUUAUUUGCGGCGCAGGCAGCCAAACAAAGGGCGCUUUGCGUGCCACGGUCAAGGCUAACCAGGCGCCGUCCGCAUCUGGGCAUGCCUCGGCGUCUACCUCCACCUACGCAGCAGCCUCGGUGGUGGCGGCCAGCACUGGCGUGCUGCUGGCAGGGCGCAAGGGCAGCAGCCUCAGCAACACCGCCGUCACAGCGUUGAAGGCCUUCGAGCAGGAGCUGGGAGUGCAGGCUCCUGUCGGAUUUUGGGAUCCUUUGGGCCUGGCAAAAGACGGUGAUGUGGAGGCUUUCCAGCGCCGCCGCUCCGUGGAACUCAAGCACGGCAGGAUUGCCAUGCUGGCCACCAUGGGCUACAUCACACCAGAGAUCGCCGGCAAGUGGCCUGGCUAUUUGGACCCUACCACUGGUCUGAAGUUCUCCGACGUGCCCAACGGGCUUGCAGCGAUCUCCAAGGUGCCAGCAGGCGGCUGGACCCAGAUCCUCCUGUGGAUGAGCUGGUGCGAGGUCAGCCGAGGAGCCGGAUCUGACAUUGCCAGCGGCCGCCCAGGUGAUUUCGGCUUCUAUGUGUUGACCUCUGCUGAUCCUGAGCAGAAGAAAAAGAAGCUUGCCGCGGAACUUGCCAACGGAAGGCUUGCCAUGAUGGCCAUCAUUGGCAUGUUUUAUCAGGACGGCUUGACAGGCUCUGCCUGGGGGGAUUGGGCCAACUACACCGAUUCUCCUCUCCGAGCAUUCGAGAGCGAGACAGGUGUUCAGCCACCAGUGGGUUUUUGGGAUCCUCUUGGCCUGUCGGCGAGCGGAAACAUGUCAGACUUUAAGCGUCGGCGUGAAGUCGAACUGAAGCACGGCCGUGUGGCCAUGUUUGCAACGAUUGGUUACAUUCUCCCGGAGUACUGGCGCUUCCCGGGCUAUCUUUCCAAAUUCCUGGAUGUCAAGUUCGCCGACGUCCCCAACGGACUGAGCGCUUUCUCCAAAGUUCCUGCCCUGGGCUGGCUGCAGAUUGUGGGCUUCGCUGGUCUCAUUGAGAUCAACGUCUACAAUGAGCAGGUGAACGAUGAGCCCGGCAACUAUGGUGCAGGCUUCCUUGGCCUUAGGUCUGUGGGCAUCAUGAACACUGGCAUUACGGAUCCGGAGCUUCGAAAGAAGAAGCUCAAUGCCGAGUUGGCCAACGGCCGUCUGGCCAUGAUGGCAAUCAUUGGCAUGUUCUUUCAGGACGGCCUCACGGGCUCUGCCUGGGGUGAUUGGGCCAACUACACUGCCUCGCCUCUCCGGGCCUUCGAAGGCGAGCUGGGCGUGCAGCCUCCUGUGGGCUUUUGGGACCCCUUGGGCCUGUCUGCGGAUGGCGACGUGGAGGUGUUCAAGCGCCGCCGCGAGACCGAGCUGAAGCAUGGCAGGAUCUCCAUGUACGCUUGCAUGGGUUACAUUGUCCCGGAGUACUUCAAGUUCCCGGGAGAGCUCUCCCCAAAGAUGGGCCUGAAGUUUGCGGACAUCCCCAACGGACUCGCUGCCCUCACCAAGGUGCCGGGGCAGGGCUGGGCGCAGAUUGUGGCCUUCUUGGGCACAUAUGAGCUCUUCAUCAACGGCAAGACUGUCGGCGAUGAGCCGGGCAACUAUGGCAAGGGCAACCUUGGCUUGGGCUUCCUUGGGCCUGUCACGAACCCGGAUGCACGCAAGAAGAAGCUUUCGGCCGAGCUGGCAAACGGCCGCCUGGCCAUGAUGGCCAUCAUUGGCAUGUUCUUCCAAGACGGCCUUACCGGUUCCGCCUGGGGAGACUGGGCGCUGUACACCGACUCUCCUCUGCGCAGCGGUGUCAAGAGCCCUGGCUACAACACCCUGCCGGAGUUCGAGAAGCCUAAGAACGGCUUCGAGGGUCUGGUGGGCGACCAGGCGCCUGUCGGCUUCUGGGACCCCCUGGGUCUGUCCAAGGACAAGGACGUGGAGGUCUUCAAGAGGCGCCGCGAGACGGAGAUCAAGCACGGACGAGUCGCCAUGUUUGCGACCAUGGGCUACAUCGCUCCUGAGUACUACAAGUUUGAUGGCUACCUGUCCCCAUCCAUGAACCUUAAGUUCACUGAUGUGCCCAACGGUCUGAAGGCGCUCUCCGUGGUGCCCAAGGAGGGCUGGGCUCAGAUGGUUGCGUUCGCCGGCUUCUUGGAGUUGGUCGUGAACAAGAAGACCUCCGAGCCAGGCAACUUCGGCAAGGGCAACCUUGGCCUCGGCAACGUUGGCUUCGGCAGCUCCGUCCAGAACCCUGAGCUGAGGACCAAGAAACUGAAUGCCGAGCUUGCCAACGGACGCCUGGCCAUGAUGGCCAUCAUUGGCAUGUUCUUCCAGGACGGCCUCACCGGCUCUGCCUGGGGAGACUGGGCCAACUACACUGACUCGCCCCUCCGAGCCUUCGAGGGUGAGCUGGGCGUGCAGCCUCCUGUGGGCUUUUGGGACCCCUUGGGCCUGUCUGCGGAUGGCGACGUGGAGGUGUUCAAGCGCCGCCGCGAGACCGAGCUGAAGCAUGGCAGGAUCUCCAUGUACGCUUGCAUGGGUUACAUUGUUCCGGAGUACUUCAAGUUCCCGGGAGAGCUCUCCCCAAAGAUGGGCCUGAAGUUUGCGGACAUCCCCAACGGACUCGCUGCCCUCACCAAGGUGCCGGGGCAGGGCUGGGCGCAGAUUGUGGCCUUCUUGGGCACAUAUGAGCUCUUCAUCAACGGCAAGACUGUCGGCGAUGAGCCGGGCAACUAUGGCAAGGGCAACCUUGGCUUGGGCUUCCUUGGGCCUGUCACGAACCCGGAUGCACGCAAGAAGAAGCUUUCGGCCGAGCUGGCAAACGGCCGCCUGGCCAUGAUGGCCAUCAUUGGCAUGUUCUUCCAAGACGGCCUUACCGGUUCCGCCUGGGGAGACUGGGCGCUGUACACCGACUCUCCUCUGCGCAGCGGUGUCAAGAGCCCUGGCUACAACACCCUGCCGGAGUUCGAGAAGCCUAAGAACGGCUUCGAGGGUCUGGUGGGCGACCAGGCGCCUGUCGGCUUCUGGGACCCCCUGGGUCUGUCCAAGGACAAGGACGUGGAGGUCUUCAAGAGGCGCCGCGAGACGGAGAUCAAGCACGGACGAGUCGCCAUGUUUGCGACCAUGGGCUACAUCGCUCCUGAGUACUACAAGUUUGAUGGCUACCUGUCCCCAUCCAUGAACCUUAAGUUCACUGAUGUGCCCAACGGUCUGAAGGCGCUCUCCGUGGUGCCCAAGGAGGGCUGGGCUCAGAUGGUUGCGUUCGCCGGCUUCUUGGAGUUGGUCGUGAACAAGAAGACCUCCGAGCCAGGCAACUUCGGCAAGGGCAACCUUGGCCUCGGCAACGUUGGCUUCGGCAGCUCCGUCCAGAACCCUGAGCUGAGGACCAAGAAGUUGAAUGCCGAGCUUGCCAACGGCCGCCUGGCCAUGAUGGCCAUCAUUGGCAUGUUCUUCCAAGACGGCCUUACCGGUUCCGCCUGGGGAGACUGGGCGCUGUACACCGACUCUCCUCUGCGCAGCGGUGUCAAGAGCCCUGGCUACAACACCCUGCCGGAGUUCGAGAAGCCUAAGAACGGCUUCGAGGGUCUGGUGGGCGACCAGGCGCCUGUCGGCUUCUGGGACCCCCUGGGUCUGUCCAAGGACAAGGACGUGGAGGUCUUCAAGAGGCGCCGCGAGACGGAGAUCAAGCACGGACGAGUCGCCAUGUUUGCGACCAUGGGCUACAUCGCUCCUGAGUACUACAAGUUUGAUGGCUACCUGUCCCCAUCCAUGAACCUUAAGUUCACUGAUGUGCCCAACGGUCUGAAGGCGCUCUCCGUGGUGCCCAAGGAGGGCUGGGCUCAGAUGGUUGCGUUCGCCGGCUUCUUGGAGUUGGUCGUGAACAAGAAGACCUCCGAGCCAGGCAACUUCGGCAAGGGCAACCUUGGCCUCGGCAACGUUGGCUUCGGCAGCUCCGUCCAGAACCCUGAGCUGAGGACCAAGAAGUUGAAUGCCGAGCUUGCCAACGGACGCCUGGCCAUGAUGGCCAUCAUUGGCAUGUUCUUCCAGGACGGCCUUACCGGUUCCGCCUGGGGAGACUGGGCGCUGUACACCGACUCUCCUCUGCGCAGCGGUGUCAAGAGCCCUGGCUACAACACCCUGCCGGAGUUCGAGAAGCCUAAGAACGGCUUCGAGGGUCUGGUGGGCGACCAGGCGCCUGUCGGCUUCUGGGACCCCCUGGGUCUGUCCAAGGACAAGGACGUGGAGGUCUUCAAGAGGCGCCGCGAGACGGAGAUCAAGCACGGACGAGUCGCCAUGUUUGCGACCAUGGGCUACAUCGCUCCUGAGUACUACAAGUUUGAUGGCUACCUGUCCCCAUCCAUGAACCUUAAGUUCACUGAUGUGCCCAACGGUCUGAAGGCGCUCUCCGUGGUGCCCAAGGAGGGCUGGGCUCAGAUGGUUGCGUUCGCCGGCUUCUUGGAGUUGGUCGUGAACAAGAAGACCUCCGAGCCAGGCAACUUCGGCAAGGGCAACCUUGGCCUCGGCAACGUUGGCUUCGGCAGCUCCGUCCAGAACCCUGAGCUGAGGACCAAGAAGUUGAAUGCCGAGCUUGCCAACGGACGCCUGGCCAUGAUGGCCAUCAUUGGCAUGUUCUUCCAGGAUGGCCUGACAGGAUCUGCCUGGGGUGACUGGGCCAACUACACUGACUCGCCUCUCAGGGCCUUCGAGAAGGAGCUUGGGGUCCAGCCUCCUGUCGGCUUUUGGGACCCGCUUGGGUUCACUGCAGGUGGCGAUGCCGCCUCCUUCCGCCGGCGCCGCUAUGUUGAGCUGAAGCACGGCCGAGUGGCCAUGUUUGCUUGCCUGGGCUACAUCGUACCUGAGUACUACCGAUGGCCUGGGGAUCUCUCCCCUUCCCUGGGCCUGAAGUUCUCAGACGUGCCAACUGGCUUCGCUGCAUUCUCCAAAGUGCCGCUGUCGGGCUGGGCGCAGAUGGUGGCGUUUGCAGGCAGUGUUGAGCUCUUCCAGUAUGUGGAUGAUCCCAAGAGGGCGCCGGGUGACUUCGAGAACGCUGGCUUCCUUGGCAUCCCCAAUGGCUUCGUCAAGAUUUCCUCCCCAGAGGCCAAGGCAAAGAAGCUGUCGGCAGAGUUGGCCAACGGACGAUUGGCAAUGAUGGCCAUCAUCGGCAUGUUUUUCCAAAAUGGCCUGACUGGAUCCGCAUGGGGCGACUGGGCCCUUUACACGGAUUCGCCUUUGCGCGCUUUCGAGAAGGAGCUUGGAGUGCAAGCGCCGGUGGGAUUCUGGGAUCCGCUGGGCCUGGCUGCAGACGGCGACGUUGACACCUUCAAGCGCAGGAGGGCAGUGGAGUUGAAGCACGGCAGGAUUUGCAUGCUGGCAUGCGUUGGCUACAUUGUGCCGGAAUACUUCAGAUGGCCCGGUUACCUGUCGCCUGAGAAGGGCCUGAAAUUUGCGGACAUGCCGCACGGCAUCGCUGCCGUCUCCAAGGUGCCUUUGGAGGGCUGGGUGCAGAUCGUGCUGUUCCUGGGCCACAUGGAGGGCUACUUCUGGCGCCAGGACCCCAAGCGUGCUCCCGGUGACUAUGAUGGUUAUGGCUUCUUGGGUGUGGGCAAGAAUUUCAUUUUCAACUUUGAACCCAUUGAGUUCAAGGACGCUGAGGUGAGAAAAACCAAGCUGGCAGCGGAGAUCGCCAACGGGCGACUUGCCAUGGUCGCUCUGAUGGCGAUGCUUUUCCAGAACGGCACUGUGGGAACCACAGGCCCUGCCAUGUGGCUCCCAGCCGCAUGA